This is a messenger RNA of Eleginops maclovinus (Patagonian blennie), 3942 nucleotides long. It is a transcript of the gene mamdc2a, whose product is annotated as MAM domain containing 2a. Lineage: Eukaryota; Metazoa; Chordata; Actinopteri; Perciformes; Eleginopidae. The transcript is spliced from 14 exons. The record is from RefSeq and is a predicted model, not a curated record. Gene Ontology annotation, cellular component: membrane. Bases 195 to 2252 code for a protein of 685 amino acids.
CGCUGACUUUGUUACAACACGUGAAAAACAACCCUGAGAGUUUGGACAAGUUUUUCGCGGUGAAGUUUUAUGUGGAUUUAACGAGAGACCACCGGAAAUAAAGUUCCCACUGCACCGCGGAGAGGAUGAGCAGCGCGAGCCUCACUCUGCACGGAUAAGCAACCAUAACGUGUAAGGAUCGUGUGAAAGCAGAGAUGAAGACAGCAGUAUGGACGCUGCUCUGCUCUCCCCUGGCGGUGCUGCUGCUGGUCGGGCUCCUCAGGGCCCAGCAGCACCUGCUGCCCGGCUCCUGCAACUUUGAGCUUGGCACCUGCGGCUACAAAUCAGACCCGGAGUAUGGCACCUGGAGCAUGAAUGAAGAAGGACACGUGAUAACACUGGACUCCGCCCUCCUGAAGGAGCAGCAGCAGGCUGUCCUGGUCAGUCCGGUUCUGGACCAUCAGGAAUGGAGCUGUGUGAGGCUGGUUUACCAGAUCACCGGGAGGGGGUCCCUGCAGCUCUUUCUCAGACCAGAUGGGGAUAACUUUGACUACCGGAUGUGGACUGCCAACCAAGCCUCUGACAGCUGGCUCAUUGCAAGUGUGGACCUACCUAACACCACCACCCCCUACCAGGUUCUGUUGGAAGGUCGACCUGAACGUGGCUCAGGGAACAGUGUGGCCAUCUUUGAAAUUCACAUUGUCAGUGGUUACUGUAUAGAGUGUAAUUUUGAGGAGCAUCACUUGUGCGGAUACAGCAACAGCUGGAACCCAAAUGUCAACUGGUACGUCGGGGGGAGUGUGGCCCGAGAGCCCGAGUCUCACCUGCCUGUCAGUCACAGCCACCAUCACCAGAGAGGACACUACAUGUAUGUGGACUCUGUGUACGCCAAGCACUUCCAGGAAGUAGCCAAGUUGACCUCCCCCAUGACUACGGUGCCCCUGGCCGGCUGCCUGUCCUUCUACUACAACAGAGACCAGGAGAGGGGGAACAUCUUCUCAGUCUUCACCAGAGACCAGCUUGGACACUACGAGGAGAUGUGGAGGCCCGAGGUGUUUGCUACGGCUGGCUGGACUCUGGUCAGUGUGGAUAUUAAGGCCCCCCACCCCCUGGAGGUGGUAUUUGAGGUGGCUUUCAACAGUGCCAGAGGCGGAUACGUGGCAAUAGAUGACAUCUCAUUUUCCCCUGAGUUCUGCCACACUGACACAGAGCCGAACUUUGACCCCUCUAUAGCCAACUGUGACUUUGAAGACGGGCUGUGUCUGUACCAUCAGGAGAAAACAGACAGUAAGGAAUGGAGCCGAGUGUCAGUGAAGCCUAAUGCCUACAGGAUGGGAGACCAUACCACAGGAGCAGGCUGUUUCCUCCUGGUUAACACUCUUUUCUCUUCGAGACCGGAUUAUGUGGGUCGACUUCAUGGUCCCCUUUUACCAGGGAACCACAAGUACUGCCUGAGGUUCUACUACCUGCUUCAUGGAUUUAGGAAAGUAGACAACGCUCUGGCCCUUUAUAUUUAUGAUGAGAACAAUGUGGCCCAGGAGAAGGUUUGGAGCCUGACCGACACAUCCAGGGAUGUAUGGACUGAGGUGGAGAUCACUUACAUGAAGCCAAUGCUUUCCAAGGUGGUGUUUGUCAGCAUAUGUAAGAACUUCUGGGAGUGUGGCUUGGUAGCCAUUGAUGACAUCACUGUCAGCCUGGGGGACUGUCAGAUGACAACAGGCUCCCUCCCGGGCCAGUGUGACUUUGAAAGUGGAGUCUGUGGCUACAUACAGGAUAAGAAAGGAGACAAAGCCGAUUGGCUGCGAGUGCGAGGACACACCCCCACCUCUUAUACGGGACCCAGAGGAGACCACACCACUGGGGUGGGUUACUUCAUGUACAUCGAGGCGUCACUGAUGCGUCCGGGUCACAAAUCUCGACUGCUAACCUCUGACCUGCGGGGCUCCUCGUCCCCUCAGUGUUUGAUCUUCUUCUACCACAUGUACGGAUCUGGCUCCGGCAUACUGAGCGUUCUUCUGCGCCGCAGUGACAGAGAGCAGGACACGUUGCUGUGGAGACGCCGGGGGGAGCAGAGCGUCAGCUGGAUGAGGGCGAUGGUGGACUACCAAUGUGAUGUCCGACACCAGAUAAUAUUUGAAGCCAUCCGAGGCCCAUCACUACGAAGUGAUAUUGCUAUUGAUGACAUCUCCUUUAAAAGAGGACCCUGUGAAGAUCCCGGGGACUUCGCUCCGUACUCAGGUUUCUCUGAGUAUUUUAAUGAGAUUGAGAACUGAGACAGCGGGGACGUCUUUCUCUAUAAAUGUUUGAGGGUUUUAGAAGUGUGAAUAAUCCACCGAAACAAUUUACAAAAUUGUGUUGCAGCCAGUAUCUCUAGUGCAGUGUGGGUCUGUCUUUCUUCACUUCUCAGCCUGUCAUGUUCAUUCUCAAACAUUUGUAUCUUGACUUGUCCUUGUGAUACUCAAUACACAACAGCUGUGUUAAAGCUGCUCAUACAAAUAUUUUUAAACUUUGCUGUACAUUAAGGGAAAAAAAGGUGUUUCAGUUAUAAAGCACUAAUUAUGUGCUACAUCAUAACCACAUUUACUAUCAGGUACACAGGGUUUCUAUUCAGAAUGUUAAAAAAAAACAUGUCAAAUAGCUGAUUUCAUCCCAAUAAAGGUUGAACUGACCUUCUGCUCAGUACGGUGGCCAACAGAGCCCAAUGCAUUACAAUGGCCCAAAACAGGAGGAGAACCACACUGCAGUUUUAAAAACAAUGCAAAUAAAAAACAAUACAAAUUACAAGUUUCAUGCAAAGGAAAAAACAUUUUCAUCCACUUUACAACACAUGCGCAGCACUUGGAAAACAUUCACCAUCUUGAUGAAACAUGCGCAGCGUUUAUUUAAAGCAGCAUAAACCAAACGCUGCAAAUACAAAACGCAGCAAGAUGCUCAAAACACAACGGAAACCAGGAGACACUAAAAAGUGACGCACACAGCUGGGACUGGAGCGCUUGGUGACGUUCAGGAUUAUAAAGUUGUCCAACUGUCUCCGUUGGCAGAAUUAAUCUCUUUCAUAUCUUUAAGUGUUUUGACAGUAUAUCUGCUGUAAUAUCAGAAGGAAUCAUGUUAAAAUAAGACAAUCAAAUUUACAUUUUAUGUCAGUUUUUUAUUUGCAGCAUUUUGUGUUUUUGUAUUUGAAUCGUUUUUGAGUGCAGCGUGUUUCUCCUGAUGGAAAUGUGUUGGGCCGUUGGAACUUGUUGGCCACUGUAGCUCAGGGUGUCAUGGCUUAGUCUAAUUGGGCAAAAAAAUGGAAAUCUCUAUGGACGAACAACGUGGGGAACCAUAUAAUUACACACUUUGGUGGUUAGUCACAAUGAGCCUUAAUCACUGCCAUGAAAGAAAGCACACAACAUUAAGAAUAGGCAAUACUCUUUUUAUAAUCCUUUCUUUGUGUAUCUACUGAUGCUUUAUUGUUUGUUCAUUAACUCUGUUCUGUAUAUAUUUUGUUAAAGGUAUCCAUUGAUUGAAUUCACAAAUUGGCUUCUGCCAUACAACUGUGUGGAUGUUGGGUAGAUUUAUUUGGUUAUUUCUUCGUGAGAUGUUUUAAUGUUAGUUCCACUGUGACAAAGGACAUGAGUCCAGCUUUAGUCUUCAGUCAAAAAUCUAAGCGCUUCCAGAUACUGGUCAAUGUUUGGUAAUUCCUGUCAGGAUUUACAUUUAACAUGUAGUCAGAAUCAGAUCAAGUUUAUUAUCAGGUCUACACAUACAACAUUUUUUAUUUGGUGUCUGGUGAUGCGAAUAGUCAGUAAGGUGCUGGAAACCUUCCCUUGAUGGUGGCUCAUGAGUAUCAUAUAUUUCAUGCAGACCUUCUGAGAUACACGCUACACCUCUGCUGCACUUAGUCUUCUGUCUGUGAGAUCUUGUUGUACCAGGCUUCCUGUUUAACCUCUUAACCAGAUUAAAUGUUGCUUAUAAUUUUGA